GGGCUGGGCUUGUCUUAAGUUUUCCUUUCUUUCUUUCCUUAUUUCUAAGGAACCUAUAUAUGCCAUGGCUACCGUACUAAAGAGAGCAAUUGGCACCAUCAUAUCUGCCAUUAAAUACUGUUGCUUUCACUAUCGAGACACCCACAAAAUCAAGACCUUCAACAACUACAACUACAACAUCAACAUGCCUAAGGGUCGACCCCUUUCUUUGCAGACCGUGGAGCUCAAAGUAAGGAUGUGCUGUACGGGCUGCGAAAGAGUAGUAAAAAAUGCCAUUCACAAACUUAGAGGGAUUGAUUCAGUGGAGGUGAACCUAGAGAUGGAAAAGGUAACCGUAGUUGGGUACGUUGAUCGGAACAAGGUGCUGAAGGCAGUGAGGAGGGCUGGAAAGAGGGCUGAAUUCUGGCCUUACCCUGAAAUACCUUUGUACUUCACGUCCACCAAUAACUAUUUCAAAGACACAACUCAUGAGUUCAAAGAGAGUUACAACUAUUACAGGCAUGGCUACAAUAUUGGGGACAGGCAUGGCAACAUUCCCAUAAGUCAUCGAGGAGAUGACAAGGUCAGCAACAUGUUUAACGAUGAUAACGUCAAUGCGUGCUGCCUCAUGUAAUUGAAAUAUAUAUGAAGCAUGCAUAUGUAUCAAUGUACUAUCACCAUCAUCAUAAUGUGUAAUAUUUAUGUAUCAUAUUUUAUAA
This is a messenger RNA of Quercus lobata, 698 nucleotides long. RefSeq names its product heavy metal-associated isoprenylated plant protein 30-like. Lineage: Eukaryota; Viridiplantae; Streptophyta; Magnoliopsida; Fagales; Fagaceae. The coding region runs from base 65 to 613 and encodes 182 amino acids. The record is from RefSeq and is a predicted model, not a curated record. The transcript has 3 exons. Gene Ontology annotation, molecular function: metal ion binding.